This is a messenger RNA of Physcomitrium patens, 1821 nucleotides long. RefSeq lists its product as uncharacterized. Gene Ontology annotation, molecular function: protein-arginine omega-N symmetric methyltransferase activity. Lineage: Eukaryota; Viridiplantae; Streptophyta; Bryopsida; Funariales; Funariaceae. Gene Ontology annotation, cellular component: mitochondrion. The record is from RefSeq and is a predicted model, not a curated record.
CCCUCACCGAAGCCCAGGACGUCGAGACCCCCAGAACGCAAAUAAUCUAUCACAUUGCUUCACGUAGUUGCAGAAUUCGUGCACUUCGAUGCAGCGCUGCAGAAGUUGACAGAUGGGAUUGAGGGCACAACCGCCAGUUCUUAGGCACCUUGCUUCAUGGCUUCGCAAUGGGCAGGUCAGGUGUCAAAAGCCUGCAGGUCAUGUCCAAUUUUGUGGCGUUGCCGGGAUAUCGACUCAUGAAGCUGCAGCUGAAUCUACAGAAAACAAGGGGCUCCUCGUUCGGGACUACAUUCAUUCUGCCUUAUAUGAACCCCACAAGGGGUACUUUGCUGCUAAAUCUAAUGCAGUUGGCGCCAUAGCAGAGCCAAUCAGGUUCGAUCGCAUCCCAGGACGGGCUGCUUACAACGAGUAUUUGAGUAAGUUGUACAAGCAGCAUGACAUAGCAUGGUUUACACCAGUGGAAGUUUUCCAGCCAUGGUAUGGUUAUGCGGUUGCUGAGUAUAUUCUGCGUACUAUGGAUCCCUCAGCUCCGCUCAAGAUAUAUGAAGUUGGGGGAGGGACUGGAACCUGUGCGAACAACAUACUCACUUAUUUCAAACUUAGGGCGCCUAAUGUCUACAAAAGUAUGACCUACACAUCAGUGGAGAUUAGUGCUGCAUUAGCCAAAAAGCAGAAAGCCCGAGUGGAAACCGUAAUAAGCCACAGAGGUCAUUUCAUGGUUAAUUGCGGAAGUGCCAGUGAUGCACGGACCUGGGGGACGGUGAAUGCUAGUCCUUGUUAUAUAAUAAUGUUCGAGGUGUUGGACAACCUCCCUCACGACCUGGUUUACAGGGAGACACCCAAGUCCCCUUGGUUAGAAACAUGGGUUGUACAGGACCAGACUAGCAAAAAUUAUGUAGAGGAGCGGCGGCCUCUUCAAGAUCCUCUUAUCAAACGAUGCCUUGAUGUGACAACUGCAGUUUCUGGAACCUCAUCUCUAGUGGCAUCUGCAAAAUCUUCAUUAUCCAGAUUGCUUCAUUUGGCUGAGCUCUCAUGGAUACCCACUGGAUGCCUGCAAUUACUAGAAACUCUUCACAGGAUGCGCCCCAACAUGGCUCUCAUAACUUCCGAUUUUAGCAGUCUGCCUGACGUCACUAUCUCUGGAGCACGUGCACCUAUUGUGGCCAGCAAGGAAAAUGGAGAGACCAAGGACCAUUCUACUUACCUGGAGGCUAUGGGAAACGCCGACAUUUUUUUUCCAACAGAUUUUCAACUGUUGGAACGCUUGGAUCAUUAUUCUGCAACUUUGUUCGCGAAGACGGAAACGAGCGAACGCAUUUCAACGGUGGUCACGUCUGCUGAGUUCAUGGAGCAGUGCGCUCAAGUGGACAAGACCAAAACAUUGGAUGGGUUCAACCCUCUUUUGGAAGACUAUAGCAACACCAAGUUCUACAUAAACCUACCAACCUUCUAGAACUUCACUAGAUGACCGGCUUCCCGCGUAAUAGAUGUGCUGUUUGUGUCCGCGUGGUAUUGUAAGCACCUGAAGUUUAGUAGUAACAUCUCUUCCUGGUAACGCAUGCUAAAUAGAAGCUUAUUCAUGGAUGUGGACUCUUGAAGCAUUCAUGUUAAACACACAUGGGGAUUCGAAUGUUCAGAGACGAGUGUAGAGGUUAUUUCCACCGUAAAAAAAGUUAUGGGUCACCAAUUAAUGAACAAGAAAAUAGAUUAUAUUUUCAUGAUGUCCCUCAUGGCUCUAUCGAUUCUGCUCAAACUGCAGAACGAAUACGUAUUGUUUUGUGCAACACGGAUUACAAUAUUUUGUCAAAAGUUCCAUUUUCA